This is a messenger RNA of Myripristis murdjan (pinecone soldierfish), 2190 nucleotides long. It is a transcript of the gene rab9a, whose product is annotated as RAB9A, member RAS oncogene family. NCBI's taxonomy places the organism in Eukaryota, Metazoa, Chordata, Actinopteri, Holocentriformes, Holocentridae. Gene Ontology annotation, molecular function: GTP binding; GTPase activity. Gene Ontology annotation, cellular component: lysosome; late endosome; phagocytic vesicle. Gene Ontology annotation, biological process: Rab protein signal transduction; retrograde transport, endosome to Golgi. The record is from RefSeq and is a predicted model, not a curated record. The coding region runs from base 392 to 1000 and encodes 202 amino acids. The transcript is spliced from 3 exons.
CGUGUAGCUAACGUUAGCCUGUUAGCAGCUAGUAGCUAACGUUAGCAUAAAGUCUUGCGGCUUCACUGGGAAACGGUACGACUUGACGUUAUUUUGAGCCACGCCAAAAGAAGGAGCUAUCAAGCAUACAUAGUAAUAUUAUUUUAUUACACUGUCUGCUGACCCAACUGCUGCGUGACCCACUCAGCGAGGUACUGAAACUACAUUUUGCUGCCAAGUAAACCUUAGCUAGCUGGUUGAACGUUAGCUGUAUGGCUGCUCAGACCAACAUGAAACAGAGGCGCAUGUGACUGAGGACCACCGUCUACAGCACAUGAUCUGGGCAAGUGGAGGAGAUCGAAAUCAAUCACGGGUCAUUCGCUACAAAGUGGCUAAGUGGACGUGAACAGCCAUGACAGCCAAGACAUCCCUGCUAAAAGUCAUCCUACUGGGAGAUGGUGGUGUGGGGAAGAGCUCCCUCAUGAAUCGAUAUGUCACCAACAAGUUUGACACACACCUUUUCCACACCAUUGGCGUGGAGUUUCUCAACAAGGACCUGGAAGUAGAUGGCCACCUGGUGACCCUACAAAUCUGGGACACAGCUGGCCAGGAGCGCUUUCGCAGCCUGAGGACUCCCUUCUACCGUGGCUCUGACUGCUGCCUGCUCACCUUCAGUGUUGAUGACAACCAGAGUUUCCUCAACUUAGGCAACUGGAAGAAAGAGUUCAUCUACUAUGCAGAUGUCAAGGAGCCGGAAAAGUUCCCAUUUGUGAUCUUAGGGAACAAGCUGGAUGUGUCAGAGAGGCAGGUGUCUACUGAGGAUGCAAAGCAGUGGUGCCAAGAGAACGGCAACUAUCCCUACUAUGAGACCAGUGCCAAGGAUGCCACCAAUGUGGCGGUAGCCUUUGAAGAGGCAGUGCGAAGAGUGUUGGCAAUGGAGGAGAGGACGGACCACCUCAUCCCCACGGACACAGUCAACCUCCACAGAAAGCCUCGCUCCACUGCCACUUGCUGUUCAUAACAUCCAGGGGUUAUCACUCACAUCAAUUUGCUCUUAUGCUUGUGUGAUAUGGCUGUAGGCCUAUAUAUUAUAGUAACAUCUUAUUUAAACUAAUUACGCUACUGGCUUUAUGGUUUGGUAUGCUGUUGAACAGUCGGGUAAUGCUAGGCUUGAACUUGUCUCUACUGUAAUAAAGAGGAAGAAAACACUAAAUUUGUCCCAAUCCAAUUAUAGACCAGCACAGAACAUGUAAUUGUUUACUCAGCUCUGCCACAGCUCAGAGACCUGGGCUGUGAAAAGGUAGCACAGGGUACUACAAAGUGUUUCGGCCCUGAACCAGAAAUGGGGAAGUAAGAAUUAGUGGUGGUGUAACAGAUGUUACUGCCAUAUUUUGCAGAGUUUCACUUCCCUCUUAAAUUGUUUCAAAUUAUCUAUACUGUGACUGUUAGAAUUAAUGUUUAGCUGUACUACCUUUGAGUGAGAUUGUUGUAGAAUUUGCUAAAGUUGGCUCCCAAAUGUGAUACCGCAGAUAGUCUGAUAAACUACAUAAUAUAUUCAUAUUUAAAACAUAAUUACAAAACUGAAAAUAAUUUAUGUAGUCCUCUAACUUUAUUUCUGAAAUUUAUCAUGAAGUAGUUGAGUCUGUGCUCUAUGGAACAGUGAGAAAUGGAAACUUCAUGAUUAUUGCACCUUUUGGCCUUGAUAGUGUGCAUUUUUCUGCAUAUUGAAUGGAUUAUGGUUAUGUGCUGGAAGCACCGAGGGAUAAGAUCCCUAACAGCUGAUAAACAUUAAAGCAAAGUUAACAUGCAUGGCGUACUGUGUAUUUAAAUUUCUGAAAACUGUUUUGUAAUUUGCAAAGUAUACAGUUUUUACCCUAUGGGGAUUCCAGAAAUCCUUGAAUGAACUUCAGGAGGAACAAUAUUCCCUUGAGGGGGUUUCACAAGCUAGUUGUCAUGACAGUAAAACCUAUUUUUCCAUUGUUUAGGUUAUUAUUGUUUUACAUAAUAGAUUUUAGUCUUUGAAGCACUGUAAUUUUUUAUACUAACAAUGUCAACUCUUUCUCAACAGAUUCAUUUUUUUUUUUUUUUGCAUUGAAAUGGUCACCCAUUCAUUUACCUUCACCCUGUGUCGUCCACCCUUCAUUUAUAAUCAAUAUUGUAUGAUUGGUAUGCCAAAAUGUUCAAUAAAAUCCCACAGAAUUGUCUCUUAAA